GUCAUGGACGUCACGAAGGAGGAUGAUCCCGAAAUUGAAACUUUGAGACAGGAACUAGACUGGCUUCUGACAGACCAGGUGCACAAGGUCCUUGAAGAAAUCAGUAGUAUACUGUGGGAGUGCUCUAGACGUCUCCCAACAAGACCCGGUCAUGAUGAAAGCAAAAGUCUAGUGAUGCCUCAAAGACUUCUUUUGUCUUGUACAAAUGGAAGUAAUGGCUCUGUGAAGUGUGUUGUUACUUUAAAGGGGGAUCGAAUUUCAGAUGGGGAUAUCAGCUUUAAACAUAAACAAGGAAAAGAUAACCACGUCUACAAGACAUCUAUAAACCCAGAGGUCACAUGGAAACUACAGCAGGUACAGGAUGCUACCAAUUUUCUAUACAGUGCCAUAAAUAUCAUUGAAGAACAGGACGACAGAACGGGUUAUACUUCAGCCAAACAAGUCAUUCUGCUUCUAGACAGGGUGAUUGACAGUUUAAACCAGGGCAGAUCUGCCUUGGCUUUUCCCAAAAGGAAGUCUUUAGAAGAACUGGUGUAUAAUAGAAAUAUGCAAACUCUACGUCCUUCAGUGCCAAAUCAUGUAGCUUUAAGUUUUUAUGUCCAUGCCUCCAAACUAAUCCUGUCUGUUUAUCAUCUGGGGAACAAUGCCUUGACACAUCAACUGGACAUCAUCUCCAGAAAUCAGGUUGAGUGUUCAGUGCAGUGGUUGAAUGAAGCGGUGAUGUUGUUUACGUUAGCCUUACAACGAUGUCAACAACUCAAAGAUAAGGUGUGUCUUCUGCAGCAGUGUGACAAUGGAUCAUGACACAAAAGAAUAUUCCAGAUUGUUUUAUGCAGCAUACAGAGAAAAACACAAAACAUUUCAUAUCUUUUAAUUCAUUGUGAUAUUUGUAUUUUGUUAUUGUACAUAAGAUUUGAUUAAAAUACAUGUUUGCAGUU
Messenger RNA from Saccostrea echinata, 938 nucleotides. RefSeq names its product protein rogdi-like. NCBI's taxonomy places the organism in Eukaryota, Metazoa, Mollusca, Bivalvia, Ostreida, Ostreidae. The record is from RefSeq and is a predicted model, not a curated record. Gene Ontology annotation, cellular component: RAVE complex. The coding region runs from base 4 to 804 and encodes 266 amino acids. The transcript has 11 exons.